Molecule: messenger RNA, 2952 nt
Organism: Linum trigynum
Lineage: Eukaryota; Viridiplantae; Streptophyta; Magnoliopsida; Malpighiales; Linaceae
Source: the annotation of a GenBank genome assembly
CUACCUCAGUCAUCUCUCUCGCACACAUAAUUACCAUUUCCAGAUUUCCUUACUCAAAGCCAAAGGUUCCAUCCAAAAAGGCGCUCUCUCGCGCACACACAACCUUCCUCUUUCAUCUGCAAUGGAGGUAGCGUUUCCGGCAAUUUGACAAAUGGCGCUGCCACACUUCAAUCUGACGCAAAUUCCUCCCCCCACUUCUUGCUGCUGCUGCCGGUGUCAACAUUUUCAACUUUCGCGUGGCAAUGCACCCCCGAAGCAUUCCCUUCUCGUGGGCUUUGCUCGCUGCCCGGUGAUUUCCUUCCCUGCCGGGCUUGUGGGUUUCCUCUCUGGUUCCAUUUCGACGGGUUUGAGAAAGAGACCUGUUACUGUCUCGCCGUGGAUACUGAACGCUGCCACUCCAACUUGCGUCCUAGAUAACGCCACCGUUCCGGCCACCGCCACCGUGGAAAUCAACGUCACCUGCUAUCAGCUACUUGGUCUUCGUGAUCAAGCAGAGAAAGACGAGGUAGUGAAGUCAGUGAUCCAAUUGAAAAGCGCUGAGGUAGAAGAUGGAUAUACAAUGGAUGCCAUCAUGUCUCGCAAGGAUCUUUUGAUGGAUGUGAGGGACAAGGUUCUUUUUGAAGCUGAAUAUGCUGGAAACGUGAGAGAUAAGAUUCCCCCCAAGUCUUCUCUAUACAUUCCAUGGACCUGGUUGCCUGGUGCUCUUUGCCUUCUUCAAGAGGUUGGUGAAGAGAAGUUAGUGCUUGAUAUUGGCAGAAAGGCUAUCCAGAAGCCAGAUGCUAAGCCUUAUAUCCAUGACAUACUUCUAUCAAUGGCACUGGCAGAAUGUGAAAUUGCAAAAAUUAGCUUUGAGAACAAUAAGAUAUCCCUUGGAUUUGAAGCUCUAGCCCGUGCUCAGAGUCUUCUUAGGAGUAAGAUCUCCCUUGGGAAGAUGGCUUUGCUGGCCCAGAUAGAAGAAUCUAUGGAGGAGCUGGCACCUGCUUGCACACUGGAGAUAUUAAGCAUGCCUCAUUCUCCUGAAAAGCCUGAAAAGCGACAAGGAGCAAUAGCAGCUUUGCGUGAAUUACUCAGACAAGGACUUGAUGCGGAAAUGUCAUGUAGAGUCCAAGACUGGCCUUGCUUUCUGAUUCAAGCACUUAAUCGGCUCAUGGCCACUGAAAUAGUCGAUCUUCUUCCUUGGGAUGAUUUAGCCCUUAUUCGGAGAAACAAGAAAUCACUUGAAUCACAUACUCAGAGGGCUGUUAUUGACUUCAAUUGUUUCUAUGUGGCAUUGAUAGCUCAUAUUGCUCUGGGUUUCUCUAGCAAGCAGACAAAAUUGAUCAACAGAGCAAAAGAUAUAUGUGGCACUCUGAUAGCUUCGGAAGGUAUUGAUCUAAAAUUGGAGGAAGCAUUUUGCUUGUUUCUUUUGGGAGAGGACAAUGAGGCCCAGGUUGUUGAAAAGCUUCAACAGGUGGAGUCGAAUGUGAACCCCGCACCACGAAUUUUGAUCUCUGGGAAGGAUAAGUACGUCGCAACCUCUGUCAAGUUGCCUGUGGAAACAUGGCUGAAGGACUCUGUGCUUGCUGCGUUUUCAGAUACAAGAGAUUGUUCACCAUCACUGGUGGACUUUUUCUCUGGUGGAAGCAAAUUACCUUCUCUUUCAACCAAACGGGUUACUGGUCAAAGGCCUUUCUCAGGUUUUGCAUCAGAACGAAUCAAUCAUGGUGGUGGGUCUCUCUCAUUGAAGACCUCUUCUCAACACCUUGGAUCAGCUGUGAAGAAGUUGGCUCUUGUGGAUUUGCAGACCUCAUUGAUGUCUGACAAGUGUGAUGAUCGAGCCAGUGAGGACCAACCACUGGUUCAGCUGAAAAGAAAAUUGGACAUGCGGGAUAAUGGAAAUUGGGAAAGUUGGCCGUCGUAUGGGAAUGUGGUUGGAAAGUUCAUAUUUGUUGUAGUAUUAGGGUGCAUGACUUUUAUCACCUCCAAGUUGUCUUACAGGAGUCUAAGGUCUCCUACGUUUGCCUUCAAUAAGCAUAUUGCUGAUACCACUUUCCAUAGUGGCACCAUGGAUUUUUCUCAUGAUACCAUUGGAGGAAGUGGUAUUGGUGACAGAAUGAAAAAGCUAUCAGCAACUGUCAAAACAAAAUUCUACACACUGCCACGACAUAGUACAUCACAGAAUUUAGAGCUGACCACUAGCAGAAAGUCUUCUACAAGAGCAGUGUCAAGGAAGCAGAUGCCAGUUGAAGAAGCUGAAGCUCUGAUUAGGCAAUGGCAAACUGUUAAAGCUGAAGCUUUGGGUCCCGAACAUCAAAUCCAGAGCCUAUCUGAACUACUUGCCGAGUCAAUGCUUGAACAGUGGCAAGAAUUGGCUGAUGCAGCUCACUCCGAGUCAUGCUAUUGGAGAUUUCUUUUGCUAGACCUGUCCAUUGUAAAAGCUGAUGUUGUUUCUGAUGGAUUUGGGAUGGAGACGGCGGAAAUCGAAGCUCUUCUCGAGGAAGCAGCUGAGCUUGUUGACGAAUCUCAGCAGAAGAAGAACCCAAACUAUCACAGCAAGUAUAAAAUUCGGUAUGCAUUGAAGAGGCAAGACGAUGGAUCAUGGCGGUUCUGCAAAUGUGAGAUUCAAUCCCCAUCAUGAUGUCUCUGGAUCACAAAUCGGGAAAAGCAGCAAUGCAGUAACGAGUAUUUGAUCCCCCUACAGGCACCGAUUAGGGUUCUUCUCCAAUCACGGGAACAAGGAUUAGGUUAGAGCAUCUCUAACUAGCUGUGGUUUAAGUGUUAGCAUUGCAUAGUGAUGUUGAUUUGAUUGAUAUUCGAUUUGAUUGACAUGCAUUGCUGCAGCCUGCAUGCAUACACUGAUUCUGGAUGUAAACUAAAGGCAAAGGUGGCUGGAGAGGUAGUUGUAGCUUGCUCUUACAAAUAACAUGUAGUCAGACAGGCUUAGCGUUGGGGAAAUGAAACUUAGUUUUCCAA